GUACUGGGGCAGCGUUGCAUCAGCAGCAUCCGUCAUCAGCUCAAGGUCUCCUUCGCAGAGCAUCAUGGGGAGGACGCUGGAACCGCUGGUUCUAUCCGGGGACCGCUACAUCCCCUACAACUAAACCAACGUUGGUUCACCAUCAGCACCAUAAUAGGAGACCCACGCCAAAAAGAGGUCACGCAGAGAGCAUCUCGUUUUUCAUAGGUUGUUAGGAGCUGGACUAACUCCUCAAAGGGAAACGUGCGGAUUGUCGCGCAUCCACUCCACAAACCUGAGCUAUAUGAAACGAAUAACGAAGACAUUUGCAAGGGACUUCGUUUUAAUAGUAUUCUACCGCAUUGGUGCCAGUUGAAUCGUGGAGGGCGGGAGAGGAAUAGCACGACUGGUCACGACAGGUGAAUUGCGGCUGCAGCUUUCAAGACUGUGCGUGCUUUUCCACCUGAAGAUCUUUUCUCUUGUCCUCCUGUCCUGUUUGUCACCUUCUCAUCAAGAGCUGCUAUUUGUUAGUGAAUAUCUGUCUAUUCACUGAAGAUGGUGGAGGAGGAGAAAAAGCAGGUGACAGGAUACCUCCUGUUCUCCCUGGCCACUGCAGUCAUUGGCUCGCUGCAGUUUGGCUACAACACAGGGGUCAUUAAUGCACCUGAACAGAAACUGCGGGCCUUCUUCAAUAACACAUGGAUGGAGAGGUAUGCCGAGCCCAUCAAACCAGGAACGUGCACCAUUGUGUGGAGCUUGUCGGUGGCCAUCUUUAGUGUGGGCGGCAUGGUGGGCUCCUUCAGCGUCGGAGUGAUGGCAGACAGAUUUGGGAGGAAAUUGUCCAUGUUCCUGGUCAACAUCCUGGCUGUGUUCGGAGGCCUCCUCAUGGGUUUCUCCACCAUUUGCUCCUCCUAUGAGAUGGUCAUCGCUGGACGCCUCGUCAUUGGCCUCUUCUGCGGCCUCUUUACCGGCCUUACGCCCAUGUAUGUGGGGGAGCUGUCCCCCACCCCUCUCCGAGGCGCCUUCGGCACCUUGCACCAGCUGGGCGUAGUGAUUGGCAUCCUGGUGGCUCAGAUAUUUGGCUUGGAGUCUCUGCUGGGGUCGGACAAGCUGUGGCCUCUGCUGCUGGCACUGACGGUCAUCCCGGCCGUGCUGCAGUGUAUCCUGCUGCCCUUCUGUCCUGAGAGCCCCCGCUUCCUCCUCAUCAACCAGAACAAGGAGGAGCAGGCCCGCAAAGCCCUGGUGCGUCUGCGUGGCACAGAGGAUGUGAGUAAAGACAUGCAGGAGAUGAAGGAGGAGAGUUCCAAGAUGGCCAUGGAGAAGAAAGUGACCAUCCUCGAGCUGUUCCGCACCGCAGCCUAUCGGCAGCCGCUCCUCAUCGCCGUCAUGCUCCACCUCUCCCAGCAGCUCUCCGGAAUCAAUGCUGUGUUCUACUAUUCAACUGGUAUCUUUGAGUCAGCCGGUGUCACCCAACCCAUUUACGCCACUAUUGGAGCAGGAGCUGUUAACACUGUCUUUACAGUGGUAUCUCUCUUCCUGGUCGAGAGGGUGGGACGAAGGACUUUGCAUCUCGUCGGAUUGGCCGGAAUGGCCAUCAGUGCCCUGCUCAUGACUAUUGCCCUCCUGUUGAAGGGCUACUCGUCUCUGAGCUACCUGAGCAUUGGGGCAGUGUUUCUGUUCGUGGCCAUGUUUGAGAUGGGGCCUGGACCUAUCCCAUGGUUCAUAGUGGCAGAGCUCUUCUCCCAGGGUCCGCGGCCGGCCGCCAUAGCCGUGGCCGGCUGCUGCAACUGGACCGCCAACUUCCUGGUGGGAGUCAGCUUCCCCAAACUGGAGGAGCUGUGCGGGCCAUACGUCUUUAUCAUCUUCAUGAUCUUACUCAUCUUCUUCUUCAUCUUCACCUUCAUCAAAGUCCCAGAAACAAAGGGCAAGACCUUUGACGAGAUCGCCCGCGAGUUUGGCGGGGCCCCCCCGCCCCCCACCACCUCUGUGGAAGCUCCUCCCACUAGUAGCAGCGUAACACUUCCUGCCUCGCCCAUCAAGGAGAAGGUCCCAUUGGUGGGAGCGGCAGCAGCAGAGGAUAAGUCCAUCUCAACUGUACAGGCGAGCUUGUAGAACCCUGUGUCAGGUCGAGGGUUAAAUUUCAGGUGUUUGGGGUCAGCAGGUUCAAAAACAGAUACAAGCUUUCUUUGGGAGUUCAGGUACAUGGGGACGAGUGAUUGAGGUGACGGGAAAUAUACUUUUCGUGUACAUGGAAAGCCACAACGCACACAUAUUUUGGUGGAAUACGGUAGCUAGGAUUUCUUUCUUUCAUGUGUAAUAUCUUUUUGGAAGUGUUCUCAAUUUAUAGGUCAAAACUAUUAUUGAAUUGUUUUGCCUUUUACUGAGUGCAUCAUCAUUUGAAGAGCAAAGUGGGCCUAGUCAAAACAAACAACCUCAAUAGGGUUUCUGGUUAAUAGUAGUUUUAAUAGUAAAACUGUAGAUUAGGGUCAAUUGCUUUUUUAAAUAACCCAAUAAUCCCAGAAUGAUCAUACAUGGCAUUUUCUUUCAACAGAUAUAUUCGUGAUCAAAAUGAUAUGCUUUUACCCUAUAUUCAAUGUAAGAAUCCACUGAUAAAGAAUCACAUUUGGAUGGUUGAUGAAGUAAGAGAGUACAUCUUUCACUUUGACUUAAGCUGCACCGUAUUAACCAAAUAGAAAUCAAUUAAAACUCCACAAUAGCUAAUAUACUCUUUAAAAAGCACUUUAAGGCAAAUUAAUUAACAUAAGUAAUCAUUUGAUAAAUAUUUACCUGAGGGAGUGCUUUUACAGCUAUAGCCUAUUAGAAAAAUACUUUAGGAUAGCGUAGAAUUGCAUUUAACUAUAUUGACUAAGGCGACUGCAAUAGAGGUUUCAAAUUAAAAAGGAUGACACUUUAUAUAAAGGAUGGGUAACAUUAAUAAAGAUAGUUAUUUUGGAUAUUAGAUUAUAAUAGAUUAUGAUAUGUGUUGUGAUGUUAUGAACUUGGAUUCGAUUAGAAUCAACCAUAGAGAACAAAGGACUCUAUUGUAUUGAGUGCAAUUUUGAAUUUUUCUGCAGUGAGAGCAUUCAGUAAAAAAAAAAAAGGAAUAUAAUUGUGACGGUUGUCUAUUCAAUGUGGAUUUGAAAUACCACAAUAGGAGUUUAGUUGUGACCAAAUGUGAGGAUUUGUACAAAAUUGCUUUUUAAUUACUCUACUUUGUGACCAUUUGUCUGACAAUUACCAUGUGGAACAUUUUUUUAAAUAGUAAUAUUUGUGUAAAGAUUUCAUUGUAUAGAUAUAGUCGAUAAAUGUUUAUUUUUUUGUGGUUGUGUAAAUGAUAUGUAGUAAAUUUUGCUCCAAGCGCAAUCACUAUUUAUUUUGCUCAGAAAGAUGACACAGG
This is a messenger RNA of Oncorhynchus mykiss (rainbow trout), 3376 nucleotides long. Its product is annotated as solute carrier family 2, facilitated glucose transporter member 1. The record is from RefSeq and is a predicted model, not a curated record. Gene Ontology annotation, biological process: dehydroascorbic acid transport; response to insulin. Gene Ontology annotation, molecular function: D-glucose transmembrane transporter activity. NCBI's taxonomy places the organism in Eukaryota, Metazoa, Chordata, Actinopteri, Salmoniformes, Salmonidae. Gene Ontology annotation, cellular component: plasma membrane; basolateral plasma membrane; apical plasma membrane.